Cricetulus griseus (Chinese hamster) is the source of this 3323-nucleotide messenger RNA. The record is from RefSeq and is a predicted model, not a curated record. Lineage: Eukaryota; Metazoa; Chordata; Mammalia; Rodentia; Cricetidae.
GAAGUACCAGGAUUCCCGGAACAGAAAAUGAAGCCCUUGCUUACGCCAGUCCUUUGAAGGAAGGGGGAGGUGGGGAGGAUCAAGCUUUCCAUACCAGGGACCAGGCUAAAACCAGACUACCACUGCCCCUACCUAGGCCCCAUUGACCUCAGAAGGCAGCCACUGGAAUCAUGGGCAAUAUCUUUGGAAACCUUCUGAAGAGCCUAAUUGGGAAGAAGGAGAUGCGCAUCCUGAUGGUGGGCCUGGACGCUGCAGGGAAGACCACCAUCCUGUACAAGCUGAAGCUGGGGGAGAUUGUCACCACCAUCCCCACCAUUGGGUUUAAUGUGGAAACAGUGGAAUAUAAGAAUAUCAGCUUCACAGUAUGGGACGUAGGUGGCCAGGACAAGAUUCGACCCCUCUGGAGACACUACUUCCAGAACACCCAAGGCUUGAUAUUUGUGGUUGACAGCAAUGACCGGGAACGAGUAAAUGAGGCCCGAGAGGAGCUGAUGAGGAUGCUGGCAGAGGACGAGCUCCGGGAUGCUGUGCUGCUCGUGUUUGCAAACAAACAGGAUUUGCCGAAUGCUAUGAACGCUGCCGAAAUCACAGACAAGCUGGGGCUGCAUUCUCUGCGUCACCGCAAUUGGUACAUUCAGGCCACCUGUGCUACCAGCGGGGACGGGCUGUAUGAAGGCUUGGACUGGCUGGCCAAUCAGCUCAAAAACAAGAAGUGAGAGCCAGGCAGCCCUAUCUGACUACCCCACCCACUCCUGACACAUACCUGUUGUCUCCCUCCCCCAGUUUACCCUAUCCUUCCUCUUGAAAGUGUGGUCGAGGUCCUGGGUGUCAUGUCUACAUGCCCAGAAAGAGCCUUGCCUCCUGUGCCUCCCUUCCUCCUUCCCUGUCCUCUGACACGAUCAGUCCCCAACCGCUGUCCUGAUGAUGAGUCAUUCCAAUUUACUGGAUUUAAAACAAAUGAGGCUGUUAUGGUUUCAUGGGGUGGUCUCCCUGUUGGGUUUCAGGAGGAAGAGUGGGGGUGUUCUCUCUGUUUGCUGUUUGGCACUGGUUGCUGUGCCCUUGGCAUCUGAGUCCCUUCCCUGUCUGCCUGGCCACUCUCCUCCCUGUCUUCCUUUCCUCCUACACCCUCUCCUAUUCUACAUGGAAAUUGCACGGGCCUCUCUGUGUGUGCGUGCAUGUGUGCGCCUGUAUAUACGUGUAUAGAGAGAUAUAUAUAUGUGGGGACGGGGGUGGGGUGGGGUGGGGAGUGGAGUGCAGCUCAGGGCUUGCAGCCAGGAUGGAUACUGCCCAAUGGCGCCUGUCAUCUGCCCCUUCUGUGUGGUAAGAUAAAGGAGGAAAUGUGGGUGGGUCCCAUUGCUUCCCUCUCCACAGGUGGUGGUCCUGGAUGUUAGGACAGAUGGUGGACUCCAGCCGUCUUCCUUAUAUUUCUUCUCCACCCUUAUGAUCGCAAGAAAUGGUAUUUAUCUCUAGAUGACUGUUCCUAAGGAUUAGAUGCCAUUCUACGCUGCCUCUUUGGUAGGGAGGAGAGAGUAACCCACUCACUUUCAUCAGUCCAGAGUGUUGUAUUGGUCUUCCUCCACCAUUAUAAGAUCUACUCCCCAGGAGCUCAGAGGGAUAGGGUUAGUGGGCCCUGCACGCCAAAGGGUGGAGUUUGAUCUGUUUUCCAUCUUGUUCUUGUUACUAGGAGAAGGUAAGGCAUGGAGCAGUCCUGCUUCUGCUGUGCUGUACCUUCCUCAGUCUUCUGACCCUGGGGACUGGGUGGCUCCAUCUGUUCUUUGUCAGGUUUUCUCACCUAGUAGUCUGCUGGGCUGCUGAGGACUGACCAGGUGAGGUGACGAGAAGCCACGGAGUGGGGGUGACAUAGCAGACCUCAGUGUCAACCCCUAUGCUCUAGUCUCUUUCUCAUGCAGGACCAGCUAAAAGAUGAUUUUCUGCUGUUGGCGGGGCUCAGACUGUCCCUGAUGCCCUCUCCUGGCAGCUUUUCUCAGCUCUCAAACACUUUCCUGAAUAGGUCUAGAGGGUGUGUGGCUGGUACUGGGACAGUGAUCUUCAGGGCCCUGCCUCCAUCCUGCACAGGUUGUUCAGGUGCUGCUGGGGGUUUGCAGGGGGUGCUUGUUCCUGAGGCUCUGACCUGGAUCCUGAUAUAGUCAUUGCAGUGAAGCUGUGGCUGCUCUGUGAGCUCCUGUGUGUGCUGGCUGCGCCCUGAGCUCCCAACCAUCAGCCAUAACCUCUCUGCCAAGGUCAGGACCCUGGGCCCUCUCCAGCAUGGCUGAGGGACCCCUUCCCAGGGCUGUUCUGAGCUCCACUCUGGCCAGGCUUCCUGCCAGCUUUGUGUACAGCAGGCAAGUCAGUUCCCCAGCCUACCCCACCCCCAGAGGUUCCAGGGGUGUCCCUCAGUGCACUAGUGCUGUUACUAAACCCCAGAUGCCACGUGGUUGUGUUGUGUUGUGAGAGAGAGAGAGAGAGAGAGAGAGAGUGUGUGUGUGUGUGUGUGUGUGUGUGUUUGAUGUGUACAUGGGGUGGGGGGGUGCCGGGAGUUCUGUUUCAUUUUAAAAUGGAUUACUCUCACUCCGGACACAACCCUCCACACUUUUUUUUUUCCUGUUUCUUGGUUUUUCCCACCUCUGUUGCCACUCUAUGAACUCUGCUUUGCCUUCUCAGUUCAUUCACUGUCGUUGCCUGUCUGGUUUUCUUUUCCUUGUUUUUGUCUUCUGUUUGAUUUUCUCUAUCUUUGUGAUUGGUGAGGACUUUCUUUCUCUGCCAUGCUUUCUGACCUUCCCUUCUUAGAUGCUAGUUCCAAAUAGGUUUCGUAUAUUGCAGGUUUCCUUCCACUCUUCCACCCACUCCCCUAGCAUCUUGUUUUUCUCAGCCUCCUGGGACCAACCUGAGGCUGAGCAGGGUGAAGCAGCCUUGGAUGUUGCCUUGGUGCUGCUCCAGAGAUGUCCAGCAGGGGGCAGUAACAUCUUGGUAUCAUCUCUACUUCCUGGGGAGGGGAGCACUUUCUAUAUUCCCAUUCACCUAACAGGUCUUUGGGGGUUGGAAGUUCCAUUCCAUUUCUGUAAAUCCCCUCUCCUGCUUUUCUCAAGUUGGUUUAAUUUUUGAUCUUCCUUGUUCCAGCUUUCUGGGGAUUCCCCCUUCCCUCCGCCUCCAAAGUUUGUGAUGUUAUAGUGGUAUCUGCAGUUAUGAAGUGGGUUUUUCUUUUUCCUUUCUCUGGAAUGUAGACUGUAUAUGUUUAAUAACUCACCUUCUCUUCCUUGCUCAAAAAUGUGGGAUAAUGCAAUGACUGUGACCCUGGUUGGCAAUUAAACUUGUCUUAUGCAGUU